GAUUUUUCACUACCUUAUUUUGGUGUCUGCUUCCUCUCACCAGAAUUCAAGUUCCACAUUGGCAAUAGUGAUUUUUUUUACUGUACUUUUGAUUGUCAUCACUUAGAGCAGAAUUGGACACAGAGAAGGCACUCUGCAAAUAUUUGUCCAGUGAUUGAAUCUCUGUAAAAAAUGGAAGCUUAAAAACAUGCUAACUCUCCCAGAGAGAGAGGAGUAACUCACAUCUGCCCAUCCUUGUAUGAGAGCCAAGCUGACUUUGAAGUUGAGACUGCUUUCCUGUGUUUGUACUUCAGAAAAAAAGAAGACCAGGCUGAUAGUAUCUGAGAGGGAGGAAGGAAACGGGGCCUGGUGCUGGGACUUUGCAUGUAGCACAAGUCUUCUCUGUGAUAAACCAGCCUCCCAGACGGUUUCCAGAGAUGGAAUAUCUGACCUUCCUCUUGGCUAUCCUGCAUGCAUACAAAGCUGUCUGCCAAGAGAUACUCUGGGACACAACUGUUCAACUGGCUGAGAAUCUGACCCUAGAAUGUGUGUACCCAUCAGCGGACACAUUGACCCAGAUGGAGUGGUUCAAGGUCAAUGCAACAGACAGAGAGCCCAUCGCCAUCUUCAACCCUGUUCAUGGUGUUGUCAUCAGAAAGCCCUAUGCUGAUAGAGUUUUCUUUUUAAACUCAUCUUUGACUGUCCAUGACAUGACUCUGUCUUUUCAUAAUGCCUCUGAGGCCGAUGCUGGUUUCUAUUCCUGCUCCCUCCACACCUUUCCAUAUGGCCCUUGGCAAAAGGUGAUCCAGGUGGUGUCCUCAGGUAGUUUUGACAUAGCAGUGCUGUCAUAUAGGCACAUCGUCUCAGACUCUGGGAAGAAUGUCACACUCACCUGUGAGUUACCCAGAGAGUGGAGAGUAGAAGUGGUGCAGUGGGAGAAGAUCCAACCCCAUCAGAUUGACCUCUUAUCCAGCUGCAACUUGUCGCAGGGGAGAAGUUACACCUCCAAGCACCGAAGACAGAUAGAGAGCAGCUGCAGUCUGAACAUGAGAAGUAGCUUCCUGGUCAUACCCCACGUCAGCAUUACUGACUCAGGGCUCUACCGAUGUUCCUUCAAGGCCAGCACUGGAGAGAAUAAAACCUGUGUGAUGGACUUGACUAUAAGCCAUGAAGAAGGAGACGGAAGCGAUUCCUGUUUGAAGAGUCCUGGGACACAAAGACCAAGCUGUUGUCUGCUCAAGCCAAUCCAAGGCCAAAAUUAUUGCUGUGAAUUUCAGAGGUGGAAUUUCAGAAGCUUUGCAUCUUCCUACGUAAAGCACCCAAUAACAGCAGGAAUCCUACCUCUACCAAUGAAUGUCCAGAUGGUGCAAGAGAGGAUAUUUAUGUCAACUACCCAACCAUCCCUCGAAGACCAAAGACUAAAGUCUAACUUUUUCACUUGAUUUGAGCAAAUGAAUAUUUACUAUUAUCUAUAUGAAUUUUUAUACAGUUCUUCCAAACACUCGGUAUCGGUACCUUAGAAACUGGAUGACUGAGUUAAUUUUGUUUGCUAGAAGAAAGAUUGCAUUACCUAGAGAACAUUUGUAAUAGAGAAAUAUUUCAGAAAACCGGACUCUAGUUUGUGCAAACAUAAAAGGAAACUUCAUGAGUCAGUCCGGAGGACAGAGAGCUUCACACACAGAUUAUGUACCAGGGCUUAAAUGUUCUGUUUGAAAUUAAGAAUGGACAGAUGGUCACUUCUAGAUCCCUUUGUGGUGUUGGAUGUGUCACUUUCAUUCAGACUUUUGUCUUGGGUUUCCAAGAUGGCUGCCAACAACUCUUGAAUUCAUAAUCCUUACUGCUGUCUGGCAGAGAGUUUGUGUCUCAACUAGAGCAAACACAUUUGGUUAUUUAUACAUUUUCCUAAAAUAGGCCAGAAAGAAUAAAGUGGCCUAAAUCAAUUAAGGAUUCAUCCUAAGAGCUAGUAGAGGGGCUAGAGCACGUUAGUGGGAAAGUCAGGAUGUUACUAGGAGAGGUAAAGGGAAUUGGAAGCAGAGAUGAUCAAUAAGUCUUGAUAGACAAGGUGGAUUCUCCUUCCCCCUACUCCUAGAAUUUGCUAUGUCAGCAAUCUACCAUAGAAUGAAUGAAUGAAUGAUCAACAACCAGAUACACAUGACAAAGAAAUGUUUUUCUUUGCUGUUCUCUAAUAACUUAAUCCCGGAUUCUACAUAGAAUCCUUGCCGCAAUCCCUGACUUAGCCUUUUUAUUUUAUUUUGUUUUAUUUUUUUUAUUACCAGCAGGAUUAUUACUGGGGCUCUGUUCCAGCACUCAGAAUCCACUGCUCCAGGUGGCCAUUUUUACUUCUUCUCCCUCUUUGAUUGGAUAGGACAGAGAGAAAUUGAGAAAGGAUGGGGGAGAUAGAGAGGGAGAGAGAGAGAAAUAGACACCUGCAGAUCUGCUUCACCACUUGUGAAGCGGACCCCUGCAGGUGGGGAGUGGGGGCUCUUACUCAGGUCCUCAUGCUUAGUAAAAUGUGCACUUACCUGACUGUGCCACUGCCUGGCCCCCUGACUCAGGCUUAUAAACAGACAUGUAUAGAUGGUCCAGUAAUACUGCAACAUCUUUGAAAUUUCUUUGCCCUUGAAAUUAUUUUUAAUGUAUAUACUCUCACAAAAGAGUCAGACACUUAAGGAUUAUUAGUUUCUCUCUUUCCCUCUUUUGAAUAACAGAUACAUGAAUUCUGAACUCAAGGAAAAUAAGUUUUAAGAUUUAAUUUUUUUUAUUUUUCCUUUUUUGUUGCCCUUUUUUAUUGUUGUUGUAGUUAUUGUUGUUAUUGAUGUCAUCAUUGUUGGAAAGGACAGAGAGAAAUGGAAAGAGGAGGGGAAGACAGAGACGGAGAAAGAUAAGACAUCUGCAGACCUGCUUCAUUGCCUGCGAAGCGACUCCCUUGCAGGUGGGGAGCCGGGGGCUCAAACCGGGAUCCUUAUGCCGGUCCUUGCACUUUGUGCCACCUGCGCUUAACCCGCUGUGCUACUGCCCUAAUCCCCCCUCCCCCCUUUUAUCUCUAGGAGGGUUAUCGCUAGGACUUGGUCCCAGAACUAUGAAUCCACUGUACCUGGCAGUCAUUCCACCCCCCCUCCCCAUUUCAUUGGAUAGGACAGAGAGCAACUGAGUGAGGAGGGAGAGAUAGAGAGGGAGAGAGACAACUGCCAACCUGCUUUGCAGCUGGUAAGGCUUCCCCCUGCAACUUGGGGGGGGGCCUCGAACCCAGAUCCUUGUGUGGGUCCUUACAUUUAGUACUCAACCCUAAAAUUCAACAGUCAUGCAUCUGAAGAACACAAAAACACUAACCUGAAAAAAACCCCAUAAAUGUGGGUAUUCAUUUCUGUGCUUUUCCUAUGGAAUUAAGGCAAGUGCACAAUGAUAGAGAAAAUGAAUAAAAAAGAUGUGGUCAAGAUAUACAAUGGAAUCCCACUCAGCUGUAACGGAGGGUACUGCCUUGUCUUUUGCUGCAGCAUGGGUGGAGUGGAAGGAGGUCCGGCUAAGUGAGCUAAGUCACAAGGAGGAAAGGUAUUGUCUCACUCAUAGGUGGAGUCUAAAGGGACAAAACAAGGGGACUGACAGAAACAAGGAACUCUGAGAUUUGUAGGGCACACUGAAGUUGUUAAAGGAGAAAAGGGAGGGGGGUGAAAGUGGAAAAGCGGGUUGUGGAGGAGGGAUUUGGUCGCCUUGGUUGCUGGGUGGUGUGGUGACUUUUAAUUGGAAGAGAAGUUUUACUCCUAAAAAAUGCAGUCAUGUAAACCAAAUGUUACUGCGAAACACAAGUAAUACAAUGUCAAAAUUAAAAUGUU
This is a messenger RNA of Erinaceus europaeus (western European hedgehog), 3809 nucleotides long. It is a transcript of the gene CD226, whose product is annotated as CD226 molecule. The record is from RefSeq and is a predicted model, not a curated record. NCBI's taxonomy places the organism in Eukaryota, Metazoa, Chordata, Mammalia, Eulipotyphla, Erinaceidae. Gene Ontology annotation, biological process: positive regulation of Fc receptor mediated stimulatory signaling pathway; cytokine production; positive regulation of T cell receptor signaling pathway. The transcript has 6 exons. Bases 417 to 1421 code for a protein of 334 amino acids. Gene Ontology annotation, cellular component: external side of plasma membrane.